AAGGAAUCAUUCAUCGUCAAACUCGUGCGUAAACUCGUGCCAUGUGUCGCUCCUAGCGAUCGUACACAUGCGAUUGAGGUGGAUGUCGACGACGCUACGCGACACAAGGCCACUGACGCGGCCAACGGUGCCCCAGCGCCCGUAGCCGACACCAGUGCACCCAGCGAAAAGCCGGUUGAAGUCAAGGAGCAGGAACGGGAAAAGCCAAAUCUUGUGGUAGAGGUAUCCCCUCCCGCAGUGGAAACCAACACUGCAGAAAUUGAGAUUAUUGUUCCCCCCACGCCAACCAAGGCCCUCCUCCCAAUAUCCGAAACAGAGGGGGUGACCAGCGGAGCUGUCCAACCUCCAGGAUCGACUGGCGCGGACAUCUUCUCCUCAGCAUCAUCUCCUGUAGAUGUAUCGCAUACACCAUCUGGGAGUACCCCAUCACAUGCUGGAGACACCUCACAUACAGCAACAGAUUCCGAAGGUAGCUUCACGGAUGAAGAGGACGACGAAGAUACUCUGAUCCUCAAUGGAGGUGCGGGUAUUCCUAUAGGGCCCGAUGGUGAAUUGCGUCCGCUCCUGCCACCGAUCGCGCCCCACCACGUGGGGCGCAAAUGUCUCGUUCUCGACUUGGACGAAACCCUUGUCCACAGCAGUUUCAAGUCCAUUCAGCAAGCGGAUUACGUUGUUCCAGUGGAAAUUGAGUACCAUUGGCACAAUGUAUACGUCAUCAAGCGCCCGGGGGUCGACAACUUCCUGAAGAAGAUGGGCGAAAUUUAUGAGGUGGUGGUCUUUACCGCUAGUUUGAGCAAGUACGCCGACCCAGUUCUAGAUAAGCUGGACAUUCAUCAAGUGGUGUCGCAUCGACUAUUUAGAGAGAGUUGCUAUAAUCACAAGGGGAACUAUGUCAAGGAUCUCUCCCAACUGGGCCGUCCUAUUGCAGAUACCAUUAUUCUGGACAACUCUCCAGCAUCAUACAUCUUUCAUCCCAACAAUGCAGUCCCUGUCUCGUCGUGGUUCAAUGACCCACAUGACACAGAGCUCACCGAUCUUUGUCCUUUCCUUGCGGACCUUGCAGAAGUGAGAGAUGUUCGGGGCGUCUUGGAUGGCGGUCUGUAGGGGUAGCGGGUACAUGGGAUAUGAGGAAAAGGAACAUUACGGGAGAGCAGUAGGCUUGCGAGCACAAAUUCUCUGAGUGUUGUGAUGCUGGUCAAGCUCUCCUGUUUUUUUAUUACAGGUCAAUGCAACGCACUUCAUAUCCCAAUGUUUUGCGCUACCCCACAAGUUCUGUCGCAUCCUUGCUCUACGUCUCGAUGGCGCCUUUGGCCGAUUAUGCGAUCUCUUAUCUUUCCGCCCUCUCCGCAUUGCCCUCAUCAUGACCCCCUUCAUCCAUUCUGCAUCUGUUACGCUUUCCCAUGCCCGAUAUACCCUACAUAUCUAACAUGACUUUCAACGCUCAAGUGUAUUGGCCAAACUUUGAUGACGAUACCCUUCUGCCUUCC
This is a messenger RNA of Suillus clintonianus, 1487 nucleotides long. Its product is annotated as HAD-like domain-containing protein. Gene Ontology annotation, cellular component: plasma membrane. NCBI's taxonomy places the organism in Eukaryota, Fungi, Basidiomycota, Agaricomycetes, Boletales, Suillaceae. Gene Ontology annotation, molecular function: phosphoprotein phosphatase activity. The annotation marks the transcript as partial. The transcript has 6 exons. The record is from RefSeq and is a predicted model, not a curated record.